Molecule: messenger RNA, 387 nt
Organism: Paramecium tetraurelia
Lineage: Eukaryota; Ciliophora; Oligohymenophorea; Peniculida; Parameciidae
Exons: 2
Molecular function (GO): nucleic acid binding
Source: RefSeq, a predicted model, not a curated record
UACAGAUCCCUCACAACUAAUGGACUAACCAAAGAAGACUCUCGUCAACCCAGAAACUAAUGCUUAUAACUUGAGUGGAAAGACUCAUCCAAAAACAUCAGUUUUCGUUGCCAAAAUAUAUUUGAAGAGAUUUGAUGUUGUGGAAGUACAUGCAUUGGGGGACACAAUCUCAAAGGCAGUGAGAAUGGCUGAAUAACUUCAAAGACAGAAUUAUGUAACUAUUGAGAAAAUCAAUACAUUCACUCAGAAAUUUGAGGAUAACAGAUCCAAAGUCAAGAUUAUUGUUACCCUAAAAGUGACUGCUGAUGGAAAAAGGAGAGUCAACGAGGAGAUAAAAUAAUGAUAUUCAUAUAAAUAAAUAAUAAAAAGUGUAUAUGUUGUCACCUC